AUGCAUACUUAUGACCAGCAACUUGAAUUAAAAACAUUGUCAUCUACUCUCAAAUACACAUUCCUUGGUAGAAGUAACACUUUUCUCGUCAUUAUUUUUUCAUCAUUAAUAUCAACACAAGAAGAAAAGCUGAUGAAUAUUCUUCAGCUACAUAAAAUAGUGAUAAGCCGGUCUCUUACAAACAUCAAAGGUAUUAGUGCAAACAUGUGUAUGCAUAGAAUUUUUAUUAAAGAAAAUGUCAAACCCUCUAGAGAAGCCCAAAGAUAAUUGAAUUAUAAAAUAUUAGAAGUGGUGAAGAAAGAGAUUAUGAAAUGGUUAGAUGUAAGGAUCAUAUAUGCCAUCUCUAAUAGCCAUGUGUAUGCCUUAUCUCUGUAUUACCUAAGAAAACAAGAACCACUGUGACCAUAAAUGAAAAAGGAGAGAAAAUUCAAACUAGAUUAUCAUCUAGUUGGAGAAUUUGCAUAGAUUAUAGGAAGUUAAAUGUUUAACAAAAAAACAUCAUUUUUCUUUACUUUUAUUGAUCAAAUUUUAGAAAACUUAACUACUAAUUUUUUUUCUAUUUUUUAGAUAGAUAAUCUAGUUAUAAUCAAAUAGCUAUACAUUCUAAUGAUCAAGAAAAAAUCAUUUUUACAUCCCCUUUUGGCACUUUCGCAUUUAAGAGAAUGUCUUUUAAUUUAUGUAAUACACCAUCCACAUUUCAAUGAUUUUUUACAUUCGAUGGAUGAUUGUUUAAUUUUUGGUCAAUCAUUUGAGUGUUGUCAUAACUUACCAAAGGUCUUGUAGCUAUGCGUGGACAAGAAUCUGGUAUUGAGUUGGGAGAAAUCUCAUUUCAUGGUACGAGAGGGAAUGGUGUUGGGCCAUCUAGUCAACAACCAUGGAUUAAAGAUGGGCAAAGCCAAGAUAGAAGUGAUCCAAAACCUCUCCAUCCCUAAUUCCAUUAGAUAACUGAGAGCUUUUUUGGGUCACACUGAUUUUUACAUAUCUUUAUUAAAGACUUUACUAGAGUUUCUAAACCUUUGACUAAAACUAAGCUACUUUCUAAAGAUGUUAAUUUUGAAAUAGAUGUUGCAAGUCAACAAGCUCUUUUUUAUGGAUUAAGAGGAUGCUUAUAGAGGCUCCAAUUUUGCAACCACCUAUCUAUAGCCUUCCUUUUGAACUAAUGUGUAAUGCCUCAGAUUUUGUACUAGUAGUGGUCCUAGGUCAACUAUUGACAAGAAACAAAUGACAAUUUACUAUGCAAGUAAGACGUUAGUCGAAGCUCAAGUAAAUUACACUACUAUAGAAAAAGAAUUAUUAGCUAUUAUUUUUGCAUUAGAUAAAUUUUUAAUCUUAUUUGUUAUGUAGCAAAAUUAUCAUAUGCUCUCAUCAUUCUAUCCUUAAAUAUUUGCUUAACAAAAAAGAAGUCGAAUCUCAAUCAAUUAUGUGGGUUUUAUUACUACAAGAAUUUGAUGUACAAAAUUAAGGAUAGACAAGGAUGUGAAAAUUAUGUAGCUGACCACCUAUCUAGAUUACAUAUAUACAAUGCAAAUUUUAUUAUUGAAAACUUUCCUGAUGAACAACUCCUUAGUAUACAAGCUAGAAAAUUACCUUGAUAUGCACAUGUUGUGAACUAUUUAGUCAUUGCUCAAAUUCUAAAUGGGUGGACAACAACUAAUAAAAAGAAAUCUUUUAAAGACAUUCAAUUCUAUUUUUGGAAAGAACAUGAAUUAUUUCACUUAGGGGUUGACCAAAUUUUUAGACGAUGUGUCCCAAAAGAUGAAAAUCAUAGAAUAUUAGAUUUUUUCAUUCUUCUUCUUGUGCUGGACAUUUUGCAUCCAAGAAAACUACUACAAAAAAAAUUUCAAUGUGAUUUUUUUAACCUACUAUGUUUAAAAAUUCAUAGGACUUUACAAAUCUUGUUUGAAGUCUCAAGCUGCAAUCAACAUAAGUAUGAAAGACUCCAUGCCAUUACAACUAAUUAUUGA
Molecule: messenger RNA, 1964 nt
Organism: Spirodela intermedia
Lineage: Eukaryota; Viridiplantae; Streptophyta; Magnoliopsida; Alismatales; Araceae
Source: the annotation of a GenBank genome assembly